Molecule: messenger RNA, 1455 nt
Organism: Condylura cristata (star-nosed mole)
Lineage: Eukaryota; Metazoa; Chordata; Mammalia; Eulipotyphla; Talpidae
Gene: EFEMP2
Product: EGF containing fibulin-like extracellular matrix protein 2
Exons: 11
Coding region: 103-1434 (443 amino acids)
Molecular function (GO): calcium ion binding
Source: RefSeq, a predicted model, not a curated record
CGUCCAGGGAGCUGCGCCGUCCACCGGUCCGUCUGCCCGCAGGCCCUGCCGGAGCCAGCCGAGCCGCGGAGCCUCGGGCCGAGGGGGCGUCGCGGGCCCAAGAUGCUCCCCUGUGCCUCCUGCCUCCCGGGCUCUCUCCUGCUUUGGGCGCUGCUGCUGUUGCUCUUGGGGGCAGCCUCUCCCCAGGAUUCAGAGGAGCCGGACAGCUACACGGAAUGCACAGAUGGCUAUGAGUGGGACCCUGACAGCCAGCACUGCCGGGAUGUCAACGAGUGCCUGACCAUCCCCGAGGCCUGCAAGGGGGAGAUGAAAUGCAUCAACCACUACGGGGGAUACUUGUGCCUGCCCCGCUCAGCUGCUGUCAUCAACGACCUGCAUGGCGAGGGGCCCCCACCACCAGUGCCCCCGGCUCAGCACCCCAACCCCUGCCCUCCAGGCUAUGAGCCCGAUGAGCACGAGAGCUGUGUGGACGUGGAUGAGUGUGCCCAGGCCCUGCACGACUGCCGUCCCAGCCAGCAGUGCCACAACCUGCCCGGCUCCUACCAGUGCACCUGCCCCGAUGGCUACCGGAAGGUCGGGCCUGAGUGUGUGGAUAUAGACGAAUGCCGCUACCGCUAUUGCCAGCACCGCUGUGUGAACCUGCCGGGCUCCUUCCGCUGCCAGUGCGAGCCAGGCUUCCAGCUGGGGCCCAACAACCGCUCCUGUGUGGACGUGAACGAAUGCGACCUGGGGGCCCCGUGUGAGCAGCGCUGUUUCAACUCCUACGGGACCUUCCUGUGCCGCUGCCACCAGGGCUAUGAGCUGCACCGGGACGGCUUCUCCUGCAGCGAUAUUGACGAAUGCAGCUACUCCAGUUACCUCUGCCAGUAUCGCUGCGUCAACGAGCCGGGCCGCUUCUCCUGCCACUGCCCGCAGGGCUACCAGCUGCUGGCCACCCGCCUCUGCCAAGACAUCGACGAGUGCGAGUCAGGGGAGCCCCAGUGCUCCGAGGCCCAAACCUGCGUCAACUUCCACGGGGGCUACCGCUGCGUGGACACCAACCGCUGUGUGGAGCCCUACGUGCAGGUGUCUGACAACCGCUGUCUCUGCCCGGCCUCCAACCCCUUGUGCCGGGAGCAGCCCUCGUCCAUCGUGCACCGCUACAUGAGCAUCACCUCGGAGCGCAGCGUGCCGGCCGACGUGUUCCAGAUCCAGGCCACCUCGGUCUACCCCGGCGCCUACAACGCCUUCCAGAUCCGCGCCGGGAACGCGCAGGAGGACUUCUACAUUAGGCAAAUCAACAAUGUCAGCGCCAUGCUGGUCCUUGCCCGGCCGGUGACGGGCCCCCGGGAGUACGUGCUGGACCUCGAGAUGGUCACCAUGAACUCCCUCAUGAGCUACCGGGCCAGCUCCGUGCUGAGACUCACUGUCUUCGUGGGGGCCUACACCUUCUGAGAAUGGGUGGGGGACCCGCCA